Zootermopsis nevadensis is the source of this 4750-nucleotide messenger RNA. Its product is annotated as heat shock 70 kDa protein 12A. Lineage: Eukaryota; Metazoa; Arthropoda; Insecta; Blattodea; Termopsidae. The record is from RefSeq and is a predicted model, not a curated record.
CGUAGAAGGAAAUUUCCGAGGGUCGUGAUGUUCACAUUCCCCAGCCGACUGACCAUGAAGCUGCCGAUUCGCCCGUACCGUGGAGUCCGCUGCUCGGGGGAUGGUUCCUGCUGUAUUAAUAUGCGUGGAGGGGACGCUGCUGAUGUGAAGGUCAAAACAUCAUGGCAGUACAGCAGUCUCACCCCCUUACCCCGGUGCCACCCGUUUCUUGGAGGUUCUCCCCGCUUCCUACUCACAUCUUCAGCUUGCUUCCCGAUGCCUGUAGCAGUGAGAGUAGUGACAUAGAACUAGAACAGAAACAAGGUCUGCAGCAAAUAGAAGAAUGACGGAAAUCACGUCAACAACAACAACAAUACGAAGAGUACUGCAGCUUCCUGGAAGAGCAGAAACACAAAUUCUAUCUGCAACAAGCUCAACAGUACCGAGAACAAGAAGACCACGCGAAUGGACACAUCGAAGAACAAUGCCAUCGAAACGGGUGCUUUCAGAAAUGUUUGAACGAGUACGAUCAGGAACAACAAUGUAUACAGGGUGAUUCCGUUUACAAACAGAAUCUCAGUCGGUGCGUUCAAGAACAAGGGAAAUAUAACGCAGAUGGUUAUAACCAAGUGCACGACGCAUAUCAGUUGAAUGGAUACCUUCAGGAAGAAUCACAUCACGACCAAGAAUAUCAGUUAACGAACGAUACGCAACAGUGUUAUGUCCAGCAAGAGCUGCAGUAUCAGUACGCAGUGCAUCAGAGUGUAGAAAACGAGUGUCAGUAUCCGACAGGAGGUGGCGAGGAGUGUCGUCAACGGCUCGAGCAGAGUUACACCACCGACAAAGAGGUAGACGUUGCGCUCGGGCAGACUGAACGGCUAAUAGGUCAGCAGGAGACAGAGGAGGGCGGUAGAGUGUUCUGCAUUGUUGGCCCGAACGGAAGUCCUAGACUCUCGACAUAUACGUCCAUGUCGACGUCGGUUGGGUCAUCUGAAGGUAUGCGGCUGGAGCUUGCUGGAGUUACGCUGGACAGCAGCACGGACGACCUCAACGGCAUUGCGACCACAUGUGGUUAUCGGGACGCUCGUCAACAGAGGAAAGAUCUGUCCAUGGAUUCUGGCAUCCAGGGUAGCUCCUGCGACCUCGCUGCAGACAGCAGCGGCUCCGACCUCGAUGACGACAGCCUCAAUGGAUCUCUUGAAGUAACUGUACCUGAUUGUCUGGAUGAUAAGAAUGUAUCUACUGCAAUGAGGAUCAUUAGUGGUGGUGCCACUGGUGAUGUGGAAGUCCAUCAUGGGGAAACGUUGAACCUGGUUGAAGAGUUGUACAUUAUGGAGGAUUCCAAAAAGGAACUCCAUCCUGUGCCUCAGGAGGUGGUCCUGGAAGGAUGUCAUGCUUUCAAGAACCAAAAUCUCUCCAUUGCCACAGAAGUGGUUGUCGACACCACGAACUUGUCCAUUCCUGACAGUCUAGAAACUCCUGUACAUCUCCCAGAAAACCUCUGCAGGUCUAAUGGCGAAGACAAAACGUUUCAACGGUCCCCAACAAAUGUUUCAGACACAACAACUGACAAUGUCUGCAAUGGCCAUCGAACAUCCAGAAAUCUGUCCCCAGUGAGUGACAAAUCUGCAAGAGAUAAUUCAAUCAAGAACCUCGACUCUACAACAGGAACAUACGUGUCUUAUUCUACUCCCUCUCUGGAUGACGUCACACUUGUUGAAGCAAUGCCAAAAAGUCGUGUUAGAGCCAACAUGACAAAAAUGGUUACAGGUGGUUGUAGGGCAGAGUUGGACAUAUCACAUGAUGAUAGUAAUGACACCAAGGAGGUUCCCCAGUCACUUCAUUGCCAACAUUUUGUUGUGGUUGCCAUAGAUAUUGGAACUACAUACAGCGGAUAUGCCUUUUGUUUCACUCGGGACCCAGAUUCAAACAUUCACAUGAUGAGAAAAUGGGAAGGAGGAGACCCUGGUCUGAACAACCAGAAGACACCAACAACACUACUCCUGACACCCAAUGGGGAGUUCCACUCAUUUGGCUUCACAGCCAGGGAUUUCUUCCAUGACUUGGAUAUACAAGAGGCAAAGAAGUGGCUGUAUUUUGACAAGUUCAAAAUGGCUCUUCAUCACAACCAGGACUUGAGCCGCAGUACUAAGUUACAGGCGGCAAAUGGCCAGUCGGUAUCUGCACUUACUGUAUUUGCCCAUGCAUUACAUCAUCUCAAGAACCAUGCUUUGAUGGAAUUGUCGGAUCAGAUGGGCUCAAAUGUUGGUGUUGAAGAUGUCCGUUGGGUCGUGACUGUACCUGCCAUCUGGAAGCAACCUGCCAAACAGUUUAUGAGAGAAGCUGCAUAUAAGGCAGGUUUGUGUAAACCUGACCAUCCUGAAGGUCUCUUGAUUGCAUUAGAGCCCGAAGCAGCUUCCAUCUGCUGCCGGAAACUGCGUCUGAAUCAGCUUGUGCUAGAGCGACCCACCGAGCAGACCAAGCUAAAACUGAGGCGAGCCUCCAGUUCUACCUUGAGUCUUCCCCUGGAACCCACUGGAAACAAUCUCAUACUUGAAGACAGUAGAGAAGGUACACGAUAUAUGGUAGUGGACUGUGGAGGAGGAACGGUGGAUAUCACUGUUCAUGAACUCAGUGAACGUCAUGGCACAUUACGUGAACUUCACAAAGCUACAGGUGGACCUUGGGGAUCUAUGGGUGUUGAUUAUGAAUUUGAACACAUGCUUGAAGAUAUAUUUGAUGCUGAAUUCAUGGUUCAAUUCAAGCUUAAGCGUCCAGCUGCAUAUGUAGAACUUCUGUUGAGCUUUGAAGCCCGCAAGCGGAGUGCUAGUCCUCAUCGAGACUCAUCAUUCAACAUUUUUCCACCAUUUUCCUUCAUUGAUUACUACCGUAAAUUCAAAGGCAAAGAGGUUGAACAGGCUGUGAAGAAAUAUGGCAGGAAGGAUAUAACAUGGUCCACUCAGGGAAUGUUGCGUCUUCAGCCUAAUGUGAUGUUGGAACUGUUUAGACCAAUGAUGGAUAAAAUAAUACAGCACAUUCAAGAUGUACUGGAAAGUCCAAGAGUAAAUGGCAUCAAGUUUUUGUUUCUUGUGGGAGGAUUUGCAGAAUCCCAGAUUCUGCAGCAUGAAGUUAGGAAAACUUUUAGUGACAAAGUGAAUGUCAUCAUUCCACAGGGAGUGUCUUUGACAAUCCUCCGAGGAGCAGUGUUAUUUGGUCUGAAUCCAGGACUGGUGACGAUUCGGCGAUCAAAACAAACUUAUGGUGUGGGCAUACUCAAACGUUUCAUGCAUGGGGUUCAUCCUCCAGAGAAAUUAAUUGAGAAAGAUGGCGUGGAGUGGUGCGUUGAUGUCUUGGACAAGUUUGUUGUGGCUGAGCAAUCAGUGGAGAUUGGGGAGACUGUGGUACGUCGAUAUACUCCAGCCAUCCCUUUUCAGAAAUCUAUUGUCAUCAACAUCUAUAGUGCUGACUCUGCUGAUGCACAAUUCAUCACUGACCUUGGAGUUCAUCGCUGUGGAACCCUAAGCCUGAACAUCGCAGACAUAAAAGAAAACGAAAGUAGCGACAGUCCUCGUGAAAUUCACACGCGCAUGGUGUUCGGGGGAACAGAAGUGACAGCCAGUGCUCUUGAUAUAGCAACAGGUCACACAGUGCAUGCAGAGAUGGACUUUCUUACAAUUUCCAAUGAUACUGAAGUAUAAACAUAAAAGGUUCAUCACAAAGAAACUUUAAUUUUUGUACAGAAUUCCACCAGUUAACCCUAAUUCCUUCAGAAUGUUAUAUAGUUUUGGUCAUGAUUUUUCUACGUGUUUUUCCUAUAGGUCUAACAUAUUCUACAUUCUCCUUGAAGCUAAAUUGAAAUUUCCCUGACCCCAUUAUAAGUUGUGUACAGGGUUAUUUAACUUAUCCUCUCUGCUCAGGAGGUAGCAAGAUGACUUCUUUGGGUCAUCUUCCCUAGAUGUGUUGCUUUCUUAUCAGCUACUGGUCACAUCCAUCUGUUGUUGGUUACUAGCUUCUUCCUCUCCUCUUACCUGACUGCAAGUUGGACAAGCCAGACUUCCAUAAAAUCUGGAUCAUCUGGAUUACAGGAGUGCAGGACCAUCUACCAAGUCAGGGUAGUAGCCAUAACCACUGGAGGAAUAAAGUCUAACUUUGAUUUCCUACACUUGAUUAACGUGUGUUAGUAUAAACCCCAAAUAUCAAAUUUAUGACUAGAUGCAUAUGUCAUUCCAGUCUUAAAUAUACAGAAGUCGAUGUACAAACUAAGGACAAAUGAGCCUAUUUAAUAUGGGUAAAAAGUAUACUCCAAAGUAAUAAAUAAAAGGGUUGCUUAAACUUUACAAUAUAUUUUAUUAGAAGAACACCGUUUCAGAUGGAGCCAUUAACAACUGACUGUUGUUUUGCUACAACAGAUUGUACAAAGAACAUAAUAUAAUCAAGAGACAUCUUGCUAUCAUAGGUAUAGAAAAAAUCUUUUUGAUACAGUAUGUAGACAAAGCUGUGACAAAUAUUGAGGAAAAAGAGGAUAUCCAGAACAUUUAAUCAGUAGCAUUGAAAGUUCAUAUAAUAUUUUGGUAAGAGAUGCUGGAGAAAUAACAAUUAAAGUAAUGAUAAAACAAGGAGUUAGGCAAGGUUGUAGUUUGUAAGGACAAAAAUAACACAAGAUGCAGUGAUAGAACAAAUUGCACAUUUUAAAUAUCUUUGCUGUGAUAUUAUAAUACUUAUGAACUAGAAUUAAAUAAAAUUAAAUUCGUGGCGUAACAGCUCCAGAGAA